Messenger RNA from Antrostomus carolinensis (chuck-will's-widow), 852 nucleotides. RefSeq names its product protein lin-7 homolog C. The transcript is spliced from 4 exons. The record is from RefSeq and is a predicted model, not a curated record. Gene Ontology annotation, molecular function: protein binding. The annotation marks the transcript as partial. Lineage: Eukaryota; Metazoa; Chordata; Aves; Caprimulgiformes; Caprimulgidae.
AUAUCUGCAGAGCAAUUGAGUUGCUGGAAAAAUUACAGAGAAGUGGAGAAGUGCCGCCACAAAAGCUACAGGCUUUGCAAAGAGUCCUUCAAAGUGAAUUCUGUAAUGCUGUGAGGGAGGUUUAUGAACACGUGUAUGAAACUGUGGAUAUCAGCAGUAGCCCAGAAGUUAGAGCUAAUGCAACAGCAAAGGCCACUGUAGCUGCAUUUGCUGCUAGUGAAGGUCAUUCCCAUCCCAGAGUGGUUGAACUACCCAAAACUGAAGAAGGUCUUGGAUUCAACAUUAUGGGAGGCAAAGAACAAAAUUCUCCCAUCUACAUCUCACGGAUUAUCCCUGGCGGUAUAGCUGAUAGACAUGGAGGCCUGAAACGUGGAGACCAGCUGCUUUCUGUAAACGGAGUGAGUGUCGAAGGGGAACACCAUGAAAAAGCAGUAGAACUGCUGAAGGCAGCUCAAGGAAAGGUUAAAUUAGUUGUGCGAUACACACCAAAGGUCCUCGAGGAAAUGGAGUCGAGAUUUGAAAAAAUGAGAUCAGCGAAACGCAGGCAGCAAAAUUAACAUUGUAUGCAAUAACUUAAAAUAUACUCUAUUUACAUCUUAUAGUUUGCUUUGUGACUCAGUCGAUCCAAUACCUGGGCUACAGAAGACACUGUCCUUUUCGUUGAUUUACGGAAUGAUUGAGCUUGAAAGGCCUCCUGGAGGUCAUCUAGUCCAACCCCCCAGCUCAGAGGAGGGUUAGCUAGAGCAGGUUGCUCAGGACAGUGACAAGCUGGAUUUUAGAGCAUCUCCAAGGAUGGAGACUCCAGAAGAUCUCUGGGCAACCUGUUCUAGUGUUUUGAUUUCCCUCGUGCUA